Messenger RNA from Oryctolagus cuniculus (rabbit), 3274 nucleotides. The record is from RefSeq and is a predicted model, not a curated record. NCBI's taxonomy places the organism in Eukaryota, Metazoa, Chordata, Mammalia, Lagomorpha, Leporidae.
GGGGCCUGGGCGGGGCCGGGGCGGGGCCAGACCGGAGCCAGACCUGCACCGGGGCAGGCAAGAUGGCGGCCAUGGAGGCCGAGACGGCACCGCUGACCCUAGAAUCGCUGCCCACCGAUCCUCUGCUCCUCAUCUUGUCCUUCUUAGACUACCGGGACCUAAUCAAUUGUUGCUAUGUCAGUCGAAGACUAAGCCAGCUCUCAAGUCAUGAUCCACUGUGGAGAAGACACUGCAAAAAAUACUGGCUGAUAUCUGAGGAAGAAAAAACACAGAAGAAUCAGUGUUGGAAGUCUCUCUUCAUAGACACUUACUCUGACGUGGGAAGAUACAUUGACCACUAUGCUGCUAUUAAAAAGGCCUGGGAUGAUCUCAAGAAAUAUCUGGAGCCAAGGUGUCCUCGGAUGGUUUUAUCUCUGAAAGAGGGUGCCCGAGAGGAAGACCUGGACGCUGUGGAAGCUCAGAUCGGUUGCAAGCUUCCUGAUGAUUAUCGGUGUUCGUAUCGGAUCCACAAUGGGCAGAAGUUAGUGGUUCCUGGGUUGUUGGGAAGUAUGGCACUGUCGAACCACUAUCGCUCUGAAGAUUUGUUGGACGUUGACACAGCUGCUGGAGGGUUCCAGCAGAGACAGGGCCUUAAAUACUGUCUUCCUUUAACUUUUUGCAUACAUACUGGCUUGAGUCAGUACAUAGCAGUGGAAGCUGCAGAGGGCCGAAACAAAAAUGAAGUUUUCUACCAAUGUCCGGACCAAAUGGCUCGGAAUCCAGCUGCUAUUGACAUGUUUAUCAUAGGUGCUACUUUUACAGACUGGUUUACUUCUUAUGUCAACAAUGUUGUAUCAGGUGGCUUCCCUAUCAUCAGAGACCAAAUUUUCAGAUAUAUUCAUGAUCCAGAAUGCGUAGCAACAACUGGGGAUAUUACGGUUUCAGUUUCCACGUCGUUCCUGCCAGAACUUAGCUCUGUGCAUCCACCUCACUAUUUCUUCACAUACCGAAUCAGGAUUGAAAUGUCAAAGGAUGCACUGCCUGAGAAGGCUUGUCAGCUGGACAGUCGUUAUUGGAGAAUCACAAAUGCUAAAGGGGAUGUGGAAGAAGUUCAAGGCCCGGGAGUAGUUGGUGAAUUUCCGAUCAUCAGCCCAGGUCGGGUGUAUGAAUACACAAGCUGUACCACGUUCUCUACAACCUCGGGAUAUAUGGAGGGCUACUACACUUUCCAUUUUCUUUACUUUAAAGACAAGAUUUUUAAUGUUGCCAUUCCCCGAUUCCAUAUGGCAUGUCCGACAUUCAGGGUUUCCGUAGCUCGACUGUUUUGGUAAUUUGUGCCUUUCAAGGAAUUUGUCCAUUUCAUCUAAAUGUUGAAUUUAUUGGCGUAAAGUUAUUCACAAUAUUCCUUUGAUAUCCUUUUAAUGACUACAAGAGCUGUAGUCAUAUGUCCUCUUUUGUCCUUAAUAUUGGUAACUUAUACCUUCUCUUUGGUUCACUACUUUACCUAGAGGAUUAUCACUUUUAUUGAUCAUUUAAAGGGGAAAAAUUGGUUGUACCAAUUUUCUCUAUUGUUUGUUCAUGUUCUAUUUCGUUGAUUUCUGAAGUUUUCUUUCUCUCCUGGUGGGAUUUAAUUUGCUUUUCUUCUUCUAGUUUUUUAAGAUACACAUUUAGAUUAUUGAUUUUAGAGCUUUCUUCUCUAAGCACUGUUUAGCUGUUUCAUAAAUUUUGAUGUUUUCAUUGACAUUUAAUUCAAAGUAGUCCGAGAUUUCCCUUGUAAAUUAAUUCUGAUCUGUCACUUUUCUAGAAAUGUGUAAAUUUUCAAACAGUUGGAGAUUGUUCAGUUGUAUUUUGAUUAUUGAUUUCUAAUUCUAUGGUGGUUGGAGAACUUGCUCUGUACUUCUAAAAUGUCAUAUGGUCCAACAUUAUGGUCUGUCUUGAUUAAUGAUCCUUGUGUAUUUGAAAAGAAUGUAUAUUCUGUCAUUUGUGGGAGGAAAUUAUUCUAUCAGUAGUAGCUCAAUUGAUUGACAAUGUAUUUCAAUUUUAUGUAUUUAUUGAGUUUUGGGGAAAUUUCCAACUAAAAUUAUGAUUUGUAUAUUUCUUUUUUAAGUUUUGUUAGAUCUGCCUCAUGUAUUUUGAAACUCUAUACUUGUAUGCAGAUAUGCUUAGAAUUGUUAUGUCUUUUCAGUGAGGUGAUUCUUUUAUCAUUAUGAAACCUCCCUCUUUAUCUUUGAUAAUAUCCCAUGUCCUCAACUCUAAAGACUGGUGAAGUUUGCUUUGGCAGGCAGUUGAGUUAUUUUUUGGUCAGCUUGAGCCUUUGGAGGCUUGUUUUACCAUUUGUUAGGGUGGGUAUAAAGUAGCCUUUACUUAAUGGCAGUGGUUCUCUAACUCUGCAGUCUCCUGACCCCCCUUGAACUCUUAACACUGAUAGAGGACACCAAAGAACUCCUGCUUAUGUGGGUUAUAUGGAUAUUUACCAUAUUAAAACUAAAACAUGUUUACCACAUUAUUAUAAGUUCCUUUUAAAGUUAUAAUAAAAAAAACUGAUUUCAUGUUCAGCCUUCUCCUAACUGUGUUCUCACUUAUUCACAGUUAAUUUCCUCCUGACCAAGAAUAAGCAUAUAAAAUCUUGACCUGCCUUGUGAAAAAUUCUUCCUCUCAUGCAUGAGAAAUCGGUGAAAAGAAAUGAGAAUUCUGGACUUAUUUCUGGUCAACAUGAAAAAGGCAGUGGGGGUAGUAUUGUUGAACUUUUCUUUUUUAAAUGUUAGUUUUCUUGAUUUGGAAACUGAGUUGUUCUGUUCCUUUUUUGUCCUUACCAUUCUAAUUAGUUGGCUUAUUUUUUCCUUUGUCUUCAAUACUUCGAGUACCAUGUUCAAAUACACCACAGGCCGGUCUCAUGCUUGUUCUUGGUCUAGGUGGUUUGUUUUGCUUGUUUGGGCAUUUUAGAGGCCCCUGGUAAUCACUUACUUGCGCUCUGGUCUGUGUGCCCCUUUCUGUCUGCUGUUUGAGUGCUUUUAUCUGAGCAAUAUCUCUUUAGCCACAUUGGUUUCCUUUGUUUUCCAUUUUUGUCUUCUUUAAAAUAAUAAUCAUACUACCUAGAUAUUAUUCUGUUUUAGGGUUUCCCAAGCCUUCCCCUUUCUUCGUUUUGGGUUUCCUAUGGAAUUUUAGUCUCCAUUCCUUAGAUUAAGAAAAAAAAUCCAAAGAUACAAAUAAUGGAAUAUCUUGUAAGUCAUAUCUGUGUAUUUUCUUCAGUUGUUAUUGUUGUUGUUAGUGUUACAAUAAAUCCUAAAUGACACAA